This is a messenger RNA of Seminavis robusta, 721 nucleotides long. The record is from the annotation of a GenBank genome assembly. NCBI's taxonomy places the organism in Eukaryota, Bacillariophyta, Bacillariophyceae, Naviculales, Naviculaceae.
CAACAACAACCACUUGGGAGUUCACAAGCAAACUUUUUUGAUAAACUUCAAUAAUUGCAGGCCUUCAUCUCCCCACAAUUUUCUCAACUGCGAAACUAAAAAGCAAACUUCCACCUUUUUAAACCACUCUCAAAUUAAGAAACUAAUCUCAACCAUGAUGUUCACCAACGACUUCCCCUUUGAAAUCAACGAUGAGUUGAUGGUGGUUCAAGAUGAAGAACUUUCUGCUACAUCCAACGAAGAAGCCAACAUGGUCUUUGCCCAAUGGAAGGCGGACGAUGACAUGGAUGAAAUCAUGCAAUUGGAUGAACAAAUUGGAUCUAACUUGUUGGAUGAUUCCAUUUUUGGAGGAGGAGACCCCUGCUUGUCUCCCACUGGACCUGUGGAAGAAUUGGUCUUUAUGGAUCAAGAAAACCAAGAAAAGUUCCUUCUUCCCUCGUUGGAUGGACCCACACAGGGAAUUAACCCCAAGCUUUCGUCGGACGAUCCUCUCCAAGAACGCUACCAAGCCCAUAUCCGCAAGUUGGCUGAAUCCAUGAAGCGCAGUCAAGAAACCAGGAGGAGUUUGACUCUCAAAACUCCCAAUACCAACCAGUAUUCUCGCUCUUCCAAUGUCCAUGGUGUCCUCAACUCCAUCGAACAGUCCUCCAGGCAACUCCAACAACAGGUCUUGUAUCAGUUGUAAACUAACUGGGCGGGUUCUGUUUUUGUACAAACAAAC